CAAGGUCACGUGGUGUAAUUAACCCAAGCCUGAGCUCCAGAACAAACUAGGGAACUGGCUUUACAGAGUUAUCUCUGUAACAGCGCUGUUUACAACGGCUUUAACUCAUACCACCGAGUAAAUGUCUAGGAACGGGUUAAUAUCGAGUUUGCGGAGGCUAAUAAACGACGAGGAGCCACUCGAAACGAGGUCUCCGAGUCCUUUUGAGCAGCUACGUCCGCGGAUGAAUGACAUCAUAGGAGAUGGAGGAAUCCUGAAGGAGGUGGUACAGCCAGGAGAGGGCCCGCCUGUCCCUGAAAACGCUUCAGUACUGAUCCAUUACUCAGGAUUCCUGGAAUAUUCUGAUCAGCCUUUUGAAACCACGACUAACCUCAAAUACCCCCGGAUGAUGAAGUUGGGGAGAGAUGUGACACUGGCCGGGCUGGAGCUGGGUCUGUUGACCAUGAAGAAAGGAGAGUUCUCUCGGUUCCUCCUCCAGCCUCAGUAUGCUUACGGGGAAAUGGGAUGCCCUCCAUUUAUCCCCGCAGCAGCUGUGGUUCUGUAUGAGGUUCAGAUCCUCGACUACCUUGACUCAGGACAAGUGGAUGACUUUAUUGCAAUGAGUCUGGGGGAGCAAAACACCGUUCCUCUGUCCACACUUCUUGAAGUUGUCAACACACUGCGGAGCUUUGGCAACCGUUUCUUCAACCAGAAACGAUAUUUCAAUGCCAAAGAUCGCUAUAAACAGAGGUACAGCCCAGUACAAGCAAGGUGCUAUAAAGACAGCUUGGACAAAGAGAAAGACUUGUACUCAAAGAUGUUUAGAGAGCUGAAGGGCUCAGUGAAAAUGUGAGGACCAGCAGGAGGAGGAGGUUUCAAGAUUCACCAUGUUUUCUUUUCAUAAUAUUUGUUUUCUACUUAUGAAGGGAGUUGGGUUGUAAUCAUUGUUUCAAUUCUUUCAAAAUUAUCUCAAAUUAAGUGUUGUUUUGAUAUUUUGUUAAAUAAUGUUUCUCAUUAGUACCCUUUCUCUCCUUUGGUCUCCUGCUGUACAUAUUCCUUGCAUGUUUGCUGGAGUAUUAAGCAUUUGCUUGGGAUCUUGAGAUGAUUAUAAUAAAAAAAUACAAU
This is a messenger RNA of Neolamprologus brichardi, 1104 nucleotides long. NCBI's taxonomy places the organism in Eukaryota, Metazoa, Chordata, Actinopteri, Cichliformes, Cichlidae. The record is from RefSeq and is a predicted model, not a curated record.